Messenger RNA from Monodelphis domestica (gray short-tailed opossum), 2132 nucleotides. RefSeq names its product polyunsaturated fatty acid lipoxygenase ALOX12-like. NCBI's taxonomy places the organism in Eukaryota, Metazoa, Chordata, Mammalia, Didelphimorphia, Didelphidae. The record is from RefSeq and is a predicted model, not a curated record. Gene Ontology annotation, biological process: lipid oxidation. Gene Ontology annotation, molecular function: protein binding; oxidoreductase activity, acting on single donors with incorporation of molecular oxygen, incorporation of two atoms of oxygen; iron ion binding.
UGGAUAUGGGAAGGGCUUCUCCACUAUAAGACUUGAGCCAGUUACCAGGGCAGACACUGGACAGCAGUGGGAAGAGCUCUGAGCAACUUUUCCGUUACUCUUCUCCCAGCAUCCAGAGUCUCCAAACGUGAUGGGUCGGUACAGAGUACGUGUGGCCACUGGGAGCUUUGCCUUCUCGGGGUCUACCAACCAGGUGCAGCUGUGGUUGGUUGGGCAGCGUGCAGAGGCUGAACUGGGGAUGCAGCUGCGGCCCACUCGAGGACAGAUGGAGGAUUUUGAAGUGGAUGUCUCUGAAGACCUGGGGCCUCUCUUGUUUGUGAAGCUACAGAAAAUCCAUCUCUUCCUAAAGGAUGCCUGGUUCUGCAACCACAUAACUGUUUGGACCUUUGAGAAGAGCAUGGAGAAGGAGAUAGUGUUCCCCUGCUACAGAUGGGUGCAGGGAGAUGGCAUCAUCUGCCUACCUGAGGCUACUGCUUGGACGAUGGGAAAGGAUGUCCAAGGCCUGUUUCAGAAACACAGAGAAGAGGAGCUGGAGGAGAGAAGGAGAUUAUAUCGCUGGGCCACCUGGAAGAAAGGGAUACUCUUGUCAGUGGAUGCAAAAUCAGAGAAAGACCUACCUCUGGAUGUGAGAUUCCAUGAGAAUAAGAAGAUUGACUUUGAAGGAACACUGAUUGCAGGAAUGACUGAGAUUGCCCUUAAACGCACGUACACCCUUCUGAGCUCCUGGAGUAGCUUAGAAGAUUUUGACCAAAUCUUCUGGUGCAGCAAGAAUACCCUGGCUAAAAAGGUACGCCAGUCCUGGAAGGAUGAUGAUUUUUUUGGCUACCAAUUCCUCAAUGGGGUCAACCCCACAGUACUGAGAAGGUCUACCUCACUCCCCACACGACUUGUGAUCCCCCCAGGGGCAGAAGAGAUUCAGAUUCAGCUGGAAAAAAAACUCCAGGAGGGCUGCCUCUUUGAAGCUGACUUUUCCCUGUUGGAUGGAAUCCAGCCCAAUGUGAUCCAGGGGGAGAGACAGUACCUAGCUGCCCCCCUCGUUAUGUUUAAGAUGGAGCAUGAUGGGAAGCUCCUACCCAUGGCCAUCCAGCUCCAGCCUCCCUGCUCUAGCUCUCCAGUUCCACCACUCUUCCUGCCCUCAGAUCCCUCCCUCACUUGGCUCCUGGCCAAGGCUUGGGUCAAAAAUUCUGACUUCCAACUGCAUGAACUGCAAGCACAUCUGCUGAAGACCCAUUUGGUGGCUGAAGUGUUUGCUGUAGCCACCAUGAGGUGCCUCUCAGGGAUGCACCCCAUCUUCAAGCUCCUGAUUCCUCACCUCCGAUAUACUCUGGAGAUUAACACUCGUGCCCGGACCAAACUCAUUUCUGAUGGGGGGAUUUUUGAUCAGGUGGUGAACACUGGUGGGGGAGGUCACCUGGAAGUCCUCCGCAGGGCAACAGCCUGUCUGACCUAUCGAUCCCUCUGCCCUCCUGAUGAUCUGGCUGACAGAGGGCUUCUGGGAAUUCCAUCAGCUCUCUAUGUCCAUGAUGCCCUCAGGCUAUGGGACAUUAUCUCCCGGUAUGUGCAAGGAAUAGUCCACCUCCAUUAUUCAGAGGACAAGGUUGUACAGAAUGACCCUGAACUACAGAACUGGUGCAGAGAGAUCACUGAGAUUGGGUUACAUGGGGCCCAGGCCCGAGGGUUUCCUGUCUCCUUCCAGUCCAGGGCUGACCUCUGCUACUUUCUCACCAUGUGCAUCUUCACAUGCACAGUCCAACACUCAGGCAUUAAUCAGGGACAGCUAGAUUGGUAUGCUUGGGUUCCUAAUGCUCCAUGUACUAUGAGGCAACCCCCACCAACUACAAAGGAUGUAACAUUGGAGAUGGUGAUGGCUACAUUGCCUAAUAUCCAACAGGCCUGUCUCCAGAUGACUAUUUCAUGGCACCUGGGUCGGUUCCAGCCAGACAUGGUGCCCCUGGGUCAGCAUAAGGAAGAAUACUUUUCAGGACCUGGGCCCAAAGCUGUGCUGAGUUUUUUCCAGGAAGAAUUGAACACUCUGGAAAAAGAGAUUGUGGCCCGUAAUAAGAAUCUAGAUCUGCCCUAUGAGUACCUGCAGCCCAGCAGAAUAGAGAACAGCAUUACCAUUUAAAACUGAA